Molecule: messenger RNA, 1154 nt
Organism: Suillus clintonianus
Lineage: Eukaryota; Fungi; Basidiomycota; Agaricomycetes; Boletales; Suillaceae
Product: ndufs7, NADH:ubiquinone oxidoreductase 20 kd subunit
Exons: 6
Coding region: 66-749 (227 amino acids)
Biological process (GO): aerobic respiration; mitochondrial respiratory chain complex I assembly; electron transport coupled proton transport
Molecular function (GO): NADH dehydrogenase (ubiquinone) activity; quinone binding; 4 iron, 4 sulfur cluster binding
Source: RefSeq, a predicted model, not a curated record
CACUCGCUGUUCGUUCCGCAUCGUCGGGGACAGCAUCGAGCUCAACUUUUUCUCCUCCGACCGUCAUGUCGCUCGCCAUUUUAAGAGCUCCAGUUACCAGUGCCUAUAAGGCAGCAGCACUCAGACCCGUUCUCGGGAUUUAUGCCGCUCGCUCUGUGUAUACCUCGAAUUCUGCGCAAGCACCCGAAACUAUACCUACUUCGACCACCUCUGCUUCUGAGCCGAUCACCACGUUAGCGAUGCGCGGCUCGAAUCAAUUCAGCCUUGAGCAGCCUCAGAACAAGGCUGAAUACGUCCUGUCAACAUUAGACAAAGUUGUCAACUGGGCACGCCAGGGUUCAAUAUGGCCCAUGACUUUUGGUCUUGCAUGUUGCGCUGUCGAAAUGAUGCACAUGGCUGCUGCUCGCUAUGACCAGGAUCGUCUCGGUGUCGUUUUCCGUGCCUCUCCGCGUCAAUCUGACGUUAUGAUUGUCGCGGGUACUCUCACAAACAAAAUGGCUCCUGCUCUCCGUAAAGUCUACGACCAAAUGCCUGAACCAAGAUGGGUAGUGUCCAUGGGAUCUUGCGCAAAUGGUGGCGGUUACUACCACUACUCAUACGCUGUUGUCCGCGGUUGUGAUCGGAUUGUGCCCGUGGAUAUAUACGUCCCUGGGUGCCCGCCAACUGCUGAAGCGUUGCUUUAUGGUAUGUUGCAACUUCAGCGCAAAAUGAGAAGAAACAGGAAGAGUGUGCUUUGGUACCGCAAAUGAGGUGGUUUUCGCGAGCCUGGCCUGGGGGCGGUGCACAUAAACUAGCGUUUCUGAUGGCGUGUUUCGUACAUGACUCACGGCUGGCUUGCAUCCCUUCCUUUCCUUGUCCGCAAUCCUGUGAAGGAGACUUUGCCCGUGUCCUACAGGUACCAUGGGUUUACCAAUUUUAUUUCGCCUCCAGUAGAGUUCACUUUAUGCAAGGAAGUCAGAGUAUCAACUGGUGAUAAACACAAGCCAAAGCACCCCCAUUUUCCUCGACAUACACACCUCUGGGGCGAGAAAUACUGUCUCUCCGUCAAGAAUUUGAGUACGUCCUUCAGCUUCUACUGGCUGCAGGUUGUGCAGGUCAUACCCCGAAGGGGAGACAUCCGUUGUGAUGUAUGCAUGCCGUGCACAACUGCGAUC